Messenger RNA from Nasonia vitripennis (jewel wasp), 1316 nucleotides. RefSeq names its product small nuclear ribonucleoprotein polypeptide C (gene snRNP-U1-C). The transcript has 4 exons. Gene Ontology annotation, molecular function: pre-mRNA 5'-splice site binding; zinc ion binding. Lineage: Eukaryota; Metazoa; Arthropoda; Insecta; Hymenoptera; Pteromalidae. Gene Ontology annotation, cellular component: nucleus; U1 snRNP. Gene Ontology annotation, biological process: mRNA 5'-splice site recognition; mRNA splicing, via spliceosome; spliceosomal snRNP assembly. The record is from RefSeq and is a predicted model, not a curated record. The coding region runs from base 669 to 1184 and encodes 171 amino acids.
GACACUCACGACUAUCUCUGUCGCUCUCCUCUGUACGAUGUUAUACUGUGCAUACGAUGCGGCCCGUAUCUCUCCCGUCCGUCUAUCACUUUGUGUUGGGAGCUACUGAUGCCGCUGCUGCAUCGCUCCUGUAUUAGUGCGACUGCUGCUGCUGCCUAUUGUUUUCACGCCACGGUUGGGGAGGUUAUGGUUGGGUCUUGAAACUGCUCCUACCUCAACUGUACUUGCAUCGAGCUCUCCCAUUGGUCGAGUCAAGCGGAUCGACGCCUACUACCUGUACACACGCAGUUUUGUCGUUUUCUUAUAAUUUGUUGUUUACACUUCUUUAGAAUAUAACUAUCGCCAAGUUCAAGUUUAUAUUUAUUAAACUUUAUAUGUUGAAACAUAAUAAUCCUUCGAAUUCGAAUCACGCAGUUGAAAGUAUUUGGACAAAUUUCACAGUUCACUAUCUGGCCGAUGGCUACCUAGGUAGCGCUGCGUUGUUUGAUAGUUGAUCGGAUCAGAGCUGUGCCGAGCUCAUUCAGCUUGUGUCUGGCUUGUUCGACGGUGCUAUAGUGUAGUGUUUGUGUUUAACACUCAGCCGAAUACUACGUUUGACAUUUUGGAGUUUGGAGUUAAAAUUUUAUCUCGACUAUAUUCAUUUGUUGAAUAUUCUAUGAGAAAGCACAAUGCCGAAGUAUUAUUGUGAUUACUGUGACACGUAUCUCACACAUGACUCUCCAAGCGUAAGGAAAACGCAUUGCCAAGGACGUAAACACAAGGACAAUGUUAAAUAUUUUUAUCAGAAAUGGAUGGAAGAACAAGCUCAGCACUUGAUUGACGCAACGACGGCUGCAUUCAAAGCCGGCAAAAUAGCUUCGAAUCCAUUUGCUCCGAAUAAGGGUGCUGCUAUUCCGCCACCGCCAAGCCUAGGCCCACGUCCAGGUGUGCCGCCUCCAAACCAAGGACCACCAGGUAUGAUGCCACCUCCUGGAAUGCAUCCAGGUGGUCCUAUGGGUCCCGGUGGGCCAAUGAUGAUGGGACCACAUGGACCGAUGCCUCCAAUGAUGGGUGUGCGUCCACCAAUGAUGGGACCAAUGGGACCUAUGCUUGGACCAAUGGGUCCUAUGGGCCCAAUGGGUCCUAUGAGACCUCCAGGACCUCCACCGCAAGUUAUGACAGGUCCACAAUCGAUAAAAAAAUAAAAACUUAAGUGUUUAAUUUUAUAAAAAUUAAGUGAAAAUUUGAAAUACUUUAUGUUUAAGUGUGUAAAUAAAUUUUGUAUUGUGUAGGUAUUUUCAAGUGCUUUGAAAAUAAAAACCAUUUAACAAUUUAAA